Meleagris gallopavo (turkey) is the source of this 3120-nucleotide messenger RNA. Lineage: Eukaryota; Metazoa; Chordata; Aves; Galliformes; Phasianidae. The record is from RefSeq and is a predicted model, not a curated record.
AUUUAAGGGCUGACUGCCAGUGAGGAAGGAUCUCUGGUUGGAGAUCCCUCCUUGGUGAAGCUUUUCCCUAUGAACCUGGAAUCUUUUGAUACAGGAUUUCCAAGGCCCGCGGAUGUCACUUCGCUCUCAGACUGUCAACAGAAAUGAACAACAGCAGGAGACGAGCAACAAUGAAUGUGACUUAAGUAAGAGUGAGAAGACCCAGGAACCACCCCAAAGUGCCAGGAGAAAGACAAGUUACAAAAGAGCUGUGGAUCAACGCUAUGACACCCAGCAAGCAGAAGAUGGAGGGCUUUCUCCUCAGAGAAAAAAGACUCCAUCCCCUCCAUGUCCAGCUAGCAAAGUUGUACGUCCUUUCAAAACAUUUUUGCACACUGUGCAAAAGAAUCAGCUCCUAAUGACUCCAACCUCUGUGGGGAGAAAUGGAGUAAUAAAGUCUUUUAUCAAGUACAACACUCCUCUCCAACAUGAUCCCAAGGAAAAGGAGAGACAAAAACUGCAGGCUCUGAGAAAGAAGGAAGAGGCUGAGCAGUUGAGAAAACAAAAAGUGGAGGAAGAAAAGAAACGGCGACUAGAAGAGGCGAAGUUGAGGCGUGAAGAACGCCUGCGUAAAGUGCUGCAAGCUCGGGAACGGGCAGAGCAAUUGGAGGAAGAGAGGAAAAGGCGCAUUGAGCAGAAGCUAGCUCUGUUUGAUGAGAAGACAGAGAAGGUGCGGGAAGAAAGACUGGCAGAGGAGAAGAUAAAAAAGAGAGCAGCUGCCAAGAAAAUGGAAGAAGCGGAAGCCCGGCGCAGGCAGGAUGAAGAGGCCAGAAAGCAAAAAGCACUGCAGCAGGAGGAGGAGGAACGUCGGCACAAAGAGCUAAUGCAGAAGAAGAAAGAAGAGGAGCAGGAACGUGCCAGGAAAAUUGCUGAGCAGAGGCAGGCAGAGCAGGAGAGAGAAAAACAACUGGCUGCAGAGAGAGAGCUGGAGAGGAAGAAGGAGCAGGAGAGGAUUCAGGCAGAAAAGCAACGUGAACAGCAAGAGAAGGCAGCUCGCCUGCAGAAGGAAGCAUUGGCUGCUAAAGAGCAGCUCCAGAAGGAGACGGAGAAAAAAGAAAAGGAAGAACAGUUGCUAGCAGAGAUGAAGAGGCAGGAGCAAGAACAGAAGAAACUACCAGAGGAACAAAAAGCUAAAGAUGUAGCCCAAACACAGCACCUAGAAAACAAAGAGAAUUCACCUGCCUGCAAUUCAUACCAGAUGACUCCACAGUAUCAUAAAGAUCCAAAGCCCCCCAAGAUAAACCCAAAUAACUAUGGAAUGGAUCUGAACAGUGAUGACUCUACUGAUGAUGAAAGCCAGCCUCGCAAACCCAUCCCUGCCUGGGCCAGUGGGAAUCAGCUUAGCCAAGCAGUAAUCCGCCAGUACUACAACCCUCCCAAUGUUGAUGCACUCUUUGGGACAAUCGUAAGCCCCAAGUUGGAGGACAUCUUUUACAAAAGCAAACCACGCUACUUCAAGCGCACCAGCUCUGCUGUGUGGAACUCCCCACCGUUUCCAGGUGCCAAAUCGGUUCUAGGUCUGCCAUACAGCCUGAAAAAGUACUGAGGUGGACAGUAACUGUCUCCUGUGGAGCAAUAAUAUGCAUUUUUGUCUCUCUAGAUGAGAAGAGAGUUAAUAUUCAGUAUCCCUAAAUCUUUAGGCACCAGCAUUGAAUAAAUGUCAAUUUUGACUGGGUCUCUUGCAUUUUCUAUUUUGGAAGCUUGUUUUCUUACCAUUGAGCGAAGUUACAGGCUUUGGGGAGAUCUUGCUUCUGAACAGGGCAUCUCCUGUUUCCUUCAGCUUUAAGUUGGCAAAGAUUUAGACUUACAGGUCAUGAGAAUGCGUCAUCUAAAGCAAAUGUGAUUGUUCUCUUCAGCCAAGCAGGCCUGGCAGCUGAUGCAAGCGGUAGAGAAAGGUACGUCAGUGCUGUUCCUGCCUCUCUGUGGCUGAAGCCAGAAUAUUGUACAGCUAAUGACCACUGCACGCAUCUUGAGUCAAGUCCAAAACACUACUGAUGUCCUUAAGAAUAAAGAUAUUAGCAGCCAUGGUCUUCAUCUCCUGCAAAUUACAAAAUAAUUUGGUUUGGUUUUCAUUAGUAUGCUCUACGUCAACACCAAAUGCAUUUAUGUGCAUAAGCUAUAUUGAUGAUGAUGUUAUUGCAGCUCAGGAGGAAAUAUUCUGAGGAUUUUAAUGACCUUUCUUCUGCUGUUGGAGAGAGAUGUGACUCUGGAGUUAACCAUGUCUCCAGGAACGCCCAGAGUAGAUAAGUAAUCUUUGUACUUCUAGCAGUCUCUCAAAUAAAUUAUACAAAGGUUCGGAUAUUUCUUCUCUAAUUUAAAUUCCAUGUUUGUGGCAGAUUGGAUUAAAAGGAUGUUUUUAUUUAGCUUUAAUCCUUGUCUUGCUCUUUUCUCCCCUUAGCUAUUUCACUUAGUCAGCAUCAAAGCUGGUUUUAUUUUUAAGCAUUCACUUUGCACUUCUUGUUCAGUAAAGCAAUGUCAAAACAGUUUCCUCAUAACAGCAAAAUAUGAGCCCAGAAUUUCAGCUCCAAGAUCACUUGGUGUUCUAGUCUACAAGUUUCUAUAUAGAGAGAACAGAAGUCCCAGUAGGGCAGUGACAUUUUUCAAGGAAACAGUUACAUUAAUUUCUAUAGGUUGCUGUGGAAGUCUGUCUUCUGCAAAGUAGGCAAAAUAAAUGAUUCUUACCUCAGAAUCAUCUUCUUGGGGGGGGGCUUGAUUUUAAAGGUGGGUGAGUAUUCAUGGCUGCAACCUCAGUCAGUAGACUGAGAGCAUUGUACAUACAGCUUGGUCGCUGAAAAAAAAAAACCUGGAGAUUAUGUAACAUGAAAGGAGAACUGUGUUUUUCCUUGUGCAUUAACUGUUCUUCAAAUAGCUAUCUUUAAAAUGUGUUUUUAUAAUUAUAACAUCUAUCAGUUUUGUAUUUGCUAUUGAUGAGUAUGUUCUGUGAGAUGAUUGUGCCUUGAUAAAUGUUCAGUAGAUUGAGUUUUGUACUAUCAUCUUAGAAUGAGGAAUGAUUACUGAAAUGACAAACAGUUGAAUGCUAUCUGAAUGUCUGACAGUUUGAUAAAACUGAAGUCAUCUCUG